Molecule: messenger RNA, 1928 nt
Organism: Periophthalmus magnuspinnatus
Lineage: Eukaryota; Metazoa; Chordata; Actinopteri; Gobiiformes; Gobiidae
Gene: angpt4
Product: angiopoietin 4
Exons: 10
Coding region: 183-1736 (517 amino acids)
Source: RefSeq, a predicted model, not a curated record
UUACUUCUACUUUCUCUAAAUAUUUGUUACUCUAGUAUUAUUCAGAUACCUGUAGCAUGGAUUGACGCUCAUUGUAGUACUAUGGACUUGUAUGACAACAUGCUAUGUGUUAUCCUAAAGUGAACUAUUUUCUGUCUUACCCCAUUAAGAAAUAAGACACAACUUUCAUUCAAAGGACCGUCAUGAGGCAUUGCAAUCCCUACUGGAGCUUACUACUCAUUCUAUGGACUUUAACUAUUGUUGCUGAUGCUGCAGGAUCUACAAGCACUUCCGACAGAGGACUUGGGAAGAUCCAGAGGAGAGACAAAACUGGUGGAGGAGCAGAGAAGAGAAGAAGGUUGCACAGGAUCCAACACGGACAGUGCAGUUACACGUUCGUGCUGCCGGAGUUGGAAAGUUGUCAGGGGAGAGGACAGGUCCCUGAGGUCGGACCAGGAGCCAGUGUGGUCCAACGAGACUCCCCAACGACUCAGGACUCUGAUUGGUCCACACAGAAGAUACAGCGGCUGGAGAGCACCAUGGAGAACAAUACACAGUGGUUGCAAAAGUUAGAAAACGUCAUCCAGAGCAGUUUAAAGCCAGACAUCUCAAACAUCCAGUCUCACUCUGUUAACAACCAAACGGCGGUCAUGUUGGAAAUCGGCACAAACCUCCUCACGCACACCGCUGAGCAAACCAGGAAGCUCAACGUGGUAGAAGCCAAGGUUCUGAACCACACAUCUCGAAUAGAAAUCCAACUCCUGGAGAACUCUCUGUCCACAAACAAGUUGGAAAAGGAGCUGUUACUGCAGACCACAGAGAUCAGCCAGCUCAGGGACAAGAACAGUCGUCUGGAGAGCAAGGUGGCACUGUUGGAGUCCCAGCAGAGAGGAGAGCUGGAGGACAUGAGGCAGGAGAAGAACAGACUGCAGUCUGUUGUACGCUCUCAGAUGGCAGCGAUCGAGGCCUUGGAGAGACAGCUACGAGUGGCCAGCACCAACAACUCAGCUCUGCAGAGACAACAGGCCCAGCUCAUGGAGUCUGUGCAUACACUCAUCAACAUGGUCACCAGCACUGCAUCGCCCCCUGUCAGAAGCCAUGUAUGGAGAGACUGUGCAGAUGUUUACAGAGCAGGACACUCCAUCAGCGGACUGUACCACAUCUAUAUCAGUAACAGGACACAGCCAGUACAAGUGUUCUGUGACAUGGAUAGGGCUGGUGGGGGUUGGACAGUGUUCCAGAGGAGGAGUAAUGGCAGCGUGGACUUCCAGAGGAGCUGGAGGGAGUACAAGAUGGGUUUUGGAGAGCUGUUGGGGGAGCACUGGCUGGGUAAUGAGGUCCUGCACCAGCUGACCUCACAGGGGCAGUACAGCCUCAGAGUGGAGCUACAGGACUGGGAGGGGAACACUGGGUACUCCCAGUAUGACCGCUUCACACUGGCCAGCGAGAGGCAGCAGUACAGGUUGUACCUGCGGGGCUACAGUGGCACAGCAGGCAGACAGAGCAGUCUGGCCCCACACGGGAUGGGCUUCAGCACCAGAGACCAGGACAACGACAACUGUGACCACUGCAAAUGUGCUCUCAUGCUCACGGGAGGUUGGUGGUUCGACGCCUGUGGAUUCUCCAACCUGAACGGAAUCUAUUACUCCAUUGGCCACAACAUCCGCAAACUCAACGGGAUCAAGUGGCACCAUUUUAGAGGGCCCAGCUACUCCCUGAGGUCCACCGCCAUGAUGGUCCGGCCGUAUGACUUUUAAUGCUUUCACUGAAUCUAAAAAACAACACACAGUGGUACAGCCAGGGUAAAAACAAGACAAGCUUAACAGCAACCCCUUUUAAUGUGAUCCAGGAGUGUAUUUAUAUAUAACCAACAUUCUGCAAACUAUCUGGAUAAUAAUAUGGGAAUAGUGAGCUUGUCAAAAUGGUACUUGAACUUUGAAGCGAGGAAA